Protopterus annectens (West African lungfish) is the source of this 8329-nucleotide messenger RNA. RefSeq names its product kelch like family member 18 (gene KLHL18). The transcript has 10 exons. Gene Ontology annotation, molecular function: protein binding. The coding region runs from base 348 to 2084 and encodes 578 amino acids. Lineage: Eukaryota; Metazoa; Chordata; Ceratodontiformes; Protopteridae. The record is from RefSeq and is a predicted model, not a curated record.
UCCUUAUUCACUUGCAAUUGCUCGUUUACUCUUUACUCUCCUUUGACUUGCCGUAUUAAGUGUUUUUACCGGUUUCAGGUGUGUGCUACCUUUAGGAGUGUAGCACAGAUAGCAGACUAAAUAUUCUUUUUCGCGUUAAGGGACAUAAACUGCUUUAAGGGUUGUAUUACAAGUGCCGUAAUCUCUAGAAAUUUAGGGAAGUGAGUGAGCCGCGCCAGGGGUUGCUGGCUGCUACUGGUGUGUAUAGAGCAGCCGCAGUGUAGUGGAGCCGAUCCUCGAGCUGUUGCUGUAGCCCCCGCAUUUUCACCUGUACUCUCUUCUCCUCGGUCUGUAUUAUCUUUUGGAAGAUGGUGGACGACAUGGAAGAACUGGAAGAUUUGGUGCACUUUAGUGUAAGCGACCUUCCUAGUCGUGGUUACUCGGUCAUGGAAGAAAUUAGACGGCAGGGGAAGCUGUGCGACGUCACUCUGAAGGUUGGUGACCACAAGUUUAGUGCUCACAGGAUUGUGCUGGCUGCCUCUAUUCCUUACUUCCAUGCUAUGUUUACUAAUGACAUGAUGGAGUGUAAACAGGAUGAGAUAGUGAUGCAGGGCAUGGAUCCCAGUGCCCUGGAAAUGCUGAUUAAUUUCGCUUACAAUGGUUGCUUGGCAAUAGACCAGCAGAAUGUGCAGUCCCUUCUGAUUGGUGCAAGUUUCCUUCAACUUCAGAAUAUCAAAGAUGCCUGUUGUACAUUCCUGAAAGAAAGACUGCAUCCUAAGAAUUGUCUGGGAGUGCGCCAGUUUGCAGAAACCAUGAUGUGUUCAGUGCUGUAUGAAGCAGCCAACCAUUUCAUACACCAGCACUUCGUGGAAGUAUCUGUAUCGGAAGAGUUUCUGGCUUUGCCAUUUGAGGAUGUGUUAGAACUUGUCACAAGGGAUGAUCUCAAUGUCAAAUCUGAGGAACAGGUAUUUGAAGCUGCUUUGGCUUGGGUGAGGCAUGAUCGAGAAAACAGGGAAUCUUGUGUACCAGAAGUGCUUUGCCAAAUUCGUCUUCCACUUUGCCGGCCUCAGUUCCUUACAGACCGUGUGCAGCAGGAUGACUUAAUUCGAUGCUCUCACAAGUGCAGGGAUCUGGUCGAUGAAGCAAAAGACUAUCAUUUAAUGCCAGAGCGCCGACCACACCUCCCAGCAUACAAGACCCGACCUCGAUGCUGCACUUCGAUUGCUGGACUUAUUUAUGCCGUCGGAGGUCUCAACUCAGCAGCUAAUUUCUAUGCAGGCGAUUCAUUGAAUGUGGUGGAAGUGUUCGACCCAGUUGCUAAUUGCUGGGAAAGGUGUCAGCCAAUGACCACAGCUCGCAGUAGAGUCGGGGUAGCUGUCGUGAAUGGACUUCUGUAUGCCAUUGGUGGUUACGAUGGCCAGUCGAGACUGAGUACGGUAGAGGUUUAUAAUCCAGACACAGACACUUGGACAAAAGUUGCAAGCAUGAACAGCAAACGCAGUGCAAUGGGGACAGUAGUCUUAGAUGGACAAAUUUAUGUAUGUGGCGGCUAUGAUGGAAACUCAUCCCUAAAUUCUGUAGAGUGCUACUCUCCAGAGGCAGACAGAUGGACAAUAGCAACACCUAUGAACUCUAACCGGAGUGCAGCUGGUGUCACUGUAUUCGAAGGCAGGAUCUAUGUCUCCGGGGGACAUGAUGGGCUACAGAUUUUUAAUACUGUUGAGUAUUACAAUCCACAUACGGCUUCAUGGCAUCCAGUAGCAAACAUGUUGAAUAAACGCUGCCGCCAUGGAGCGGCUUCUCUUGGCAGUCAGAUGUAUGCAUGUGGUGGCUAUGAUGGCUCAGGCUUCCUCAGUAUUGCAGAAGUGUACAGUUCUGUGGCAGACCAGUGGUAUUUAAUCAUCCCCAUGAACACCAGACGUAGUCGUGUGUCUCUCGUAGCAAACUGUGGAAGAUUAUAUGCAGUUGGUGGAUAUGAUGGACAGUCAAACUUGAACUCUGUAGAGAUGUAUGAUCCAGAAACUAACAGCUGGACUUUCAUGGCGCCAAUGGUAUGCCAUGAGGGAGGAGUUGGUGUUGGUUGUAUUCCUCUUCUCCCUGCUUAACAAGAAGCUACUUGGCAUGAGAACUUUGGAACUCAAUCAUUCCAUUGUAAUGUGAAAUUAAAGGGUACGUUUGUAAAGGCUGUGAAACUCCAUCCUCCGUAUGGAUGUUUAACCAUCACAGGAGGACUGUGGACUUUCCAAAGAGCAGUUUCUGAAUGCGCAUAAUUAUGUAAUCAGUUUGGAGAGUCCUGUGACAUUACAUUUGUGAGGUCAGUAAGGCAAUUCUGCUUUAUGCUGCAGGCUAGUGGCAUUGGUGUGCUGUCAGCAUUUUGUUGAAGAACCUUACCCAACAUUACUACUUGAAAAAUAUAAUUUAUAAAGGUGCUGACUUUAUAAUGACCAUAGAGCUCAAGCAGCCAGUAUUGGAAAUAUUUGCCUUUUGACUUUAACCAGAUAAUUUGCCACUUUAUUCAUUAUGAAUACUGCACAUUUGUUUAUCAUUUCAGCAGUGUCCAUGCUUUAAUAUUUUUGACUAUUGUACCUGGCUGUUUUCUAUUUUCACAUUACUUGGCACUGCUGGUGUUGGUCUGAGGUACACUGCGUUGUUUUAAGAUUUCAAAUGAGAAAUAUGUGGCAGAUGUUACAGACCACUAUGAAAGAAUACAUCAUAUUAGAAUUAUUUAUGUGUACAUACUUGUCUAGAUUCUUUUACAUUGCUGGCAACAAUGUAUCUGCUGCUGACUUUACAACAAUAUGGUGCAAGUAAAGCUGGAAACUGGAUGAAGAAGACGGUAGAUUAUGCCACUGUAGUGAAGUGGUUAUUUUCUUAUUGUCCUUUUCACUUCUAAAGUAGUGUUCAUUAUUUACAAUUGUCAGACACUUCAGUCUUGGGUAGCAGACUAGGGCAUCCUUUCAGAGCUGAGAAUCUCGCAUUAAAAAUUGUUUUGGAAUCCAGUGUGUCAUACUGGCAAGACAUUUGCUACAUUGGAAGCACUUCAUCCACCUUGCCUUUGUAUGAGCAUGCUGUGUCUGUUCAUAAAUGAGUUAUAGUGGCAUUUAACAACUGUGGUAUUAGCUUGCACACAGGAGUGGAGAAAAAAUGGAGUAGUAGUAUUUGUGAGCUUGUCAAAAUGUUUAGAGAAAAAUGUUUGAGCUGUCAAGUCCUCAGUAGUAUGCUUGUUUUUCUGCAUGUAUUUAGCAAGGCGGGACUGCAGCAUUUAACUCUGAAGGAUGAGGUCUUUUGGUUUAUCUAUUAGGUCUGUCCUGGGGAUGUAUCUGGAAGUUUUGAUUUUAACAUUGAUGCAGUGUUAGAGAAGCUGCAGUAUCCCCUUAGACCAGGGCUGAAGACAAUAGUACAUAAAAUGCUUGGUUUGGUUUCCUGCUAGGGGUGAAGUGUUGGUGUCCAUUACUGUGGCAUUGUAUUACAAAUCUCUAGCUCUGCAUGUUGCAUCCUUGCAGCCUCCCGCCAGAGGAACAAACACAGCAAGAAGUUUGCUGUGCUGGUUUCAGAAAGUCACAGCAUGACGUUCACACACAAAAACAACGAUUUGUGUCUUUUUAAAGUGGUACUCCAUCUUCUGCAGUAUUCCUUUACCAGGUGAUGUGGCACACUUUAUCCAUUCCAUAGGUUUGAUUUUACAGAUGUAUUAUUUUAAGAACUGAAUGAUGCAUUGCCAUUGGUAGAUAUGUUCACAGUUCAUGAUUUUAAAUGGCAGGCUUUGAAUGAUUUGAUUCGCUUGUAAUUACUCAAAGUUUGGAUUCUCUCUUAAUGAGGCAGUAUUUUAAAAGUACUGUUUCACAUCCAGGCAUGAAGGGAAAGGAUUCAUAGCUUGGACCAUUCUUUUCCACUAUGUGGCCUCACUGCUAUUUCAUAAAAAUCCAUUAAGACAUCAUACCCUGAGAGUAGUUCUAGAAGCUGUACAGUUUACUGGGGUUAGAGGGGGCAUAUGGGAAUUUUUGUUUCCUCAGAGGAAUUAGCAACAUCGCACUUAGCAGGAUUUUUUUAAUGCAUUACCAGUAUGCUUUAUUCAGUAGGGCUGUGAAGUGUUAUGACAAAAAUAGUAAUGCAUUAAAGUAUGUUAACAGAUGCCGAUGGAGGUGAGAUAAAUGGGAUUUAGCUAGGUGCUUCAAGUGAAGAGGGAAUUUGUUCAGUGCACAGAAUGUGGAUGAGAGAGCAACGGCAAUUUUUCUAGAAAGAACAGGGACCUUCAUCACAAUAUUACUUUUAAGAUUACACCAAGUAAUACUGCUCCUUGAAAGUCUCCCUCUGAAGACCAGCUAAAGCUUAAUCCUCACUAAUCCUAAAGUGAUCUUGGAUUUGUAAUUAAAGAUGGUCCUUUUCUUUUCUAUUCUGUGUUCGCAUCUCUUUAUCCAAACCUUACAGCUUUAAUUGAAAAAUGAAGUGUAGUAAAGUCAUCCUGUUCUUGCAAAGAUAUUGUUUUAUAUUUAUCAUAAUGUAUGUGUUUUAUAGUAUAUAAGCCUAUAGCCUGCAAAAUGUAGGUCAAGCUUAAUGCUACCAUCUUGUCCUGGUAAGUGGCAGAAGUUCUUGUGUAGCAAAAAUUAAUGUGCACUUUGGAAGGGCUGGGACAUGCCCUUCUACUGUAUCAUGAAAGGUGUGUUACAGGUUCUUAAAACAGGUGAAUGAUCACAUGAGCUAGUAGUCUAGUCCUAUCACUGACAUCUUUUCUUCUGAAAUAUUGUGGGACAUCCUGUUCAGUCCUUCAUGAAUCAGUAGUUUCUGUUUUCCAUAUCCAGUAUUUGAGCUAUUCGUUUAAGUUUCUGUUUGGAAUUCUUUUGUCAGGUCUUUUGAUCUUUUACCCAGUCACUCUGACUGGACUUAUUUUUUUUUGCAAUCUGGUGUGAAUCCAUGUGCUGCUUCCUUGGUAGUUGUUGGCUUAACUUCACUGAACCUUGUAUUGCUGUGCAAUUAACCUCUUUUGUAGUGCCAGUUGUUUGGCAAGAGCCAUCAGCAGCUUUUAUUGUCGACUUAAUAGGUGGUUGUCACUUCCUGUGUUUUUAUUUUUUUUUUGUACUUGAAGCACUUGAAAAGGUAACAUCCAUAGACUUGAGUUAAAAUUCCAGCUAAAGCACUUAAUUCUUGCUCAUUUGGGUUUGCAUUACAUGCACACAAAGCUCCUGUGUUCACAGUUCCAGAUUAUCUUAUGCAUUCGGACUGUUCUGUGCUCCCACUGCUGCUCAAGCUUUGCUCUCAGAACUCUGUUUUUGAGCUGAUCUUGGUGGACUGGGUUUCAAAAUAGAGUUCAGGUUUGCACACUUCUGCAUGUUCUCGGACUUAGGACAAAUCACUACCAUGAGAACCAAAUUCAGCUUAGUAGUAUGAAGAUGUCAAAGGGUGAAACUUCUGGCCUACAUGACUAGCAUGAAGGUGGCAGCAGUUAAAUUGGUAGGGACUCUCAUACAGCUCCAGGUCUCUACCAAUGCACAGGCUGGAGAGCGGUAAGUUAGAGAGUUGACUGUGAAUAAGACCUCCCAGAGGGUAAGAGCAUUUCAGAGCUGCCUUUCAGUGCCUGCAGAUGUUGAAAUGGUGAGGAGGUUGUUUUCUCUAGUCCUGUACUUUUAUUAGAUGAUUACCCUGGAGAGAUGCAGCCUCUGUUCCCUUCCCAAGGUUGUCCCAAGGUGUGGGUGCCACCACCCCCCAGUUGAUGCCACAGCCUGAUCCCAGGGAGUAGUUUCAGGUCUGAGGCACAAGUAACCAAGGAGUCCUAUGUAGGAUUUACUGUUCUAAGCAGGGUCUGAUGAUAUUUGAAGUGGGACCACCAGGUCAUUACUUGCUAAGGCACAUGAUUCAGGGCUAAGACUUUUAAACUAAUGCUUGACGUCUCAUGGUAUUUUGAAUUAUGAAUGUGGAUCUGCACCGUUUAGGAGCAUGUCCCAAUUCCAGUACCAGGUCUGGUGCUGGCAUUUCUUGCCCCCUAGCUCCCAUUGGCAUGUAUGAUCUUGAAUUUUGGAUCCUUAUCUGACCUCAAGCAUAUUUUUGUUACACAAACAUCCUUGGAUUAGAUUUUACAUGCAAGCUUAUCUCAGGGAUUGAAGGGGGAUGUCCUCUCACUCAGGAUUUUAUGAUGACUCAAGACCUGGAGGACAUUAUUUUCAAGGUGGGAAGGGACUGAAACUCUCCCCCACCCUCUAACUCCCCCAAGAUGACCCCUUUUUUGGAGAAGACUUGAGGCUCACAAGUCCCCUGAAGAUGGCUUUCUAGAUUUCUCUUUCCUAUCAAAACAUCUUCAUGCAUAUCUGGAAAAGGAGUAGCAGCCCUGGACCAUUACACCUCCCCCCCAACAUAGAGCCAGAGUUUCAGUUCCUGCAGCCUGGCCAUACCCAUGUUCUGCUUCUGCAGUUCCAAAAAGCCCCUGCCUUGCUUGGGUGAAGCAAGUCCAUAACCAGGCAUACUCAGACUGACUCUCAUAUGAUCUCUUCAGUGGAGCACAGGGCACAUAGAACACAGCACUUUGCUAACUUGCUGCCAUUCAAAAAGUCUAAUACCCUGGACAGAGUCAGUAUGAGUGUUUAUUCUUUUGCCAUACAGAGGCUUAAAGCCCAUAAUUUUAUUCUGCUUUGUGGAUCAGACCUUUAUCGAAGCUGUUCUUUUCCUGAGUCUGUGGUCAGAGAGAACAUUGGACAAGGCUUGAUUUUUAGUUUGCAGAGUUUGCAUCCAUCUGGCCCACCGCACUUUUUAACUUUGCAGAUGCUGUCGCUAGUGCUGCAUCCUCUGGCAUGUCUGCUCAAGGUUUCUUAACUGAGCCAUUCCUCAGUAGGGAAUAACUGAGAAACUUUCCUGGGUGCCCCUUUAAUUCAGCCAUCUCAAUGCUUUGUGGAUGAUAUGUUAGAGAAAAUUGGCUAUUGCCAUGGUGAUUUAUGUUCCAUGUGCACCUCCUUUCACUUUCUGUUCCUGACCCAGCAAGCGCCAAAAAGAGGAUGAUACCUCCUUGCAUACCAAGGAAGACUUUAAAGCAUUACAGGGGCUUGCCCUUUCUGGUGGUGGCCAAGUCUUUUAAGAAAGAAACUCCACAGCCUAAUAGCAGUCCUGACGAUGGUCUUGGGACUGCCCUUAUUUGGGAGUUAUCUGAGUUUGCCUCAGCUUGGAGAGCCGUAACAAAGAAACACGGGGUUCCAAAAAUAGUUAGCUGUGUCCUUGAACUUUUGGAUCCUUCUCCAAAAACAGCUUCCCUAAUGAACUAAACCGUCUUCACAGAGCAAAACACAAGCCAGGCUGUACUUCUAUCUCUUGUUUGGAACGAGGCGAAGAGUUUUAUUCCGUUAUCUUUUUGGCUCUGAAGAGAAUGGAUGAUUUUUUUUCAAACAGAAAACAUUUUUACUAAAUUAUCACUUAUGAUAUAAGCAAUCAUACAUUUAUGUAAAUGAAAAUAAACCAUAUUGACAUAUUUUCAUCACUUAUAUCCUUACAGUCAUUGUCAGUUGUUCCAUCCUGCAUCUCAGCAAUUCAGUCAGCACAUUUGGUGUUGGAUUUAACUUCAGAGAAUCAUUCCUCUUAUGUUGCAAGGUACCUAGAUGUUGAGUAGAUGUGAUGGACUCCAUUUGGCACAUCAGUGUCUGGUUUCUACAGGGGAGAGACUGUUGCCCCCUGGGGGGGUAUUGAUUUCAGUAGGUGGGCUGCUUGUUCAGUCUUUCUUCUCCACCUGCUGUCUCUGUCAAAGGGGUGGCUGAAGCCUUGCUAGCAAAAGAUCUUCAUGUGUUCCGCUAACUAGAUGAAUAGCUUCUAGUGUCACUAUCAAGGAGACUCUAGUUUUGUUGUUGUGACUGAUCGUAAGGCUGCACUUCUGGUGCUCUGUCUGUAUUUCCUUGUGGUGGUCAUAAAUCCAGUGAAGGCCUCUUUGACCCAUUUUGGAGGAUUGUCUUUAUAGGCAUGGAACUGAAUGUUUUUCAGUGCUGGUUGUCCCUGCCCACAGAAAUGCACUGGAAGUCAUAAAUUUGGUAGCCUGGAUGAGAGCAUAUUAGAGCUUAAACUGGGGUCCUGUUGUCUUUUUGGUUUAACUCAUUAUCAACUCAGAGCUGUGCAGUGUCACAUCUAUGGCAAGCCUAGAGACAUACAUACAUUCCAGAGUAUUUUCUGAAAAAUCAAGUUAAGCUUGAAACAAAUAUAAAUGUUUUGUGAACAGCGAGUUAUUAAAAAUGUAUAAACAGAUUUUAAGUAGAAAUGCUUGUUUUCAAUAAUGUCAGUGCUUUCACUGAAUUUUUAUCAAUGCUGUAAUAUAUUGUAAUGUACAUGUGUCCAGAAUGAUAGUUUUCUCUAAAUUUUCACAAAUAAAUUCUUGUCUUGGAAACUA